UGGAGGUAUCUGAAGCCACGUGUGCAUUAUGAAGGAGAACGGGUCCUUGUGUCAGAUGGAGCAGCUGCUCUGUGCAUGUCUGCUAGACUGCCACCGGCAGACCCACACCCGCAGCGCCGCAGGGGCCCCGAUCCGACACAGAGCCAACGGGGCGGUGGGGGCCUUGUGCAACAGUCCCGACUGUGUGGUGGCCACCAGGCUGGAGGGCUCCGAGCAGGGCCGGCAUGGGGCUGGCAGGGUGCUGGUCACCGGAGGGGCCGGAUACUUCGGAUUCAGACUGGGCCACACUCUGGCAGGCCAAGGGGCUACAGUCUUUCUGCUGGACCUCCACAAGCCGCCUUGGGAUAUCCCUGAUGGAGCCGUCUUCCAGCAGAUUGAUAUCCGGGAUUAUGAUGCCCUGUAUAAGAUCUGUGCAGGAGUGGAUGUUAUUUAUCACACUGCUUCCUAUGGGAUGUCCGGACCGGAACAGAACUCAUAUUGGCAGUCUUAUGGGUGA
Sinocyclocheilus grahami is the source of this 496-nucleotide messenger RNA. Its product is annotated as putative short-chain dehydrogenase/reductase family 42E member 2. The transcript has 3 exons. The coding region runs from base 29 to 496 and encodes 155 amino acids. Lineage: Eukaryota; Metazoa; Chordata; Actinopteri; Cypriniformes; Cyprinidae. The record is from RefSeq and is a predicted model, not a curated record.